Molecule: messenger RNA, 1661 nt
Organism: Megalops cyprinoides (Indo-Pacific tarpon)
Lineage: Eukaryota; Metazoa; Chordata; Actinopteri; Elopiformes; Megalopidae
Gene: oclna
Product: occludin a
Exons: 8
Coding region: 50-1561 (503 amino acids)
Biological process (GO): bicellular tight junction assembly
Cellular component (GO): cytoplasmic vesicle; apical plasma membrane; bicellular tight junction
Source: RefSeq, a predicted model, not a curated record
AUUUUAUUCCUUCAGUUUCAACCCAGUGCUGUAAGGGGAAACGCGAAGAAUGUCCUCAAGGCCGAACGGGAGCCCACCUCCCUAUAAUCCUGACGAUGGAUUCCAUGGCAGCAGGGAGCUGUAUGAUGUCCCCCCCCAACCGGCUUACUCUUACUACCCUGAUGAUGAGUUCCUUCACUUCUACCGCUGGACAUCCCCGCCCGGGGUGAUCAAAAUCGUGUCCAUUAUCGCCAUCGUCCUCUGUGUGGCCAUCUUUGCCUGCGUGGCGUCCACACUGGCCUGGGACACCAACAUGGGCCUGUCUGGUUUCGGGGGUAUCGGAGGCAGCUAUGGCUACGGAAGCUAUGGAAGCAACUAUGGUGGUGGAUUCGGCGGGGGGGGCUACGGCGCGGGGAACGCCUAUGGCUACGGACAGCUGGGAGGCAACUACAACGACCCCAGACGGGGCAAGGGCUUCAUGAUUGCCAUGUCCGCCAUCACCUUCAUCACCAUGCUGGUCAUCUUUAUCAUGGUGGUGUCCCGGCAAAGCUCGGCGCGUACACGGAAGUUCUACCUGGCCCUCAUCAUCAUCUGCGCCAUUCUGGCUCUCUUGAUGUUCAUAGCCACCAUUGUCUACCUGAUGGCCGUCAACCCGAUGGCUCAGUCGUCCGGCUCUGUCUACUACAACCAGAUCGUGGCCCUGUGUGCCCAGUACCAGAACCCCCAGCCCUCUGGAGUCUUUGUUAACCAGUACCUGUACCACUACUGUGUGGUGGAGCCACAGGAGGCUAUUGCCAUUGUGCUCGGCUUCAUGGUGGUCGCGGCGUUGAUCAUCAUCUUGGUCUUUGCGGUGAAGACGCGUCAGAAGAUCGGGGAGCACGGCAAAGACAACGUCCUGUGGCAACGCGUGAAGGUGGUUGAGGAAGUUCCGGCGAAUGGCGUGGAGGAGUGGGUCAACAAUGUGUCUGUGGCACCAGAGGGGGUGCUGAGCGAAUUCCCAGAGAAGCUGGGAGGGUCCCGGAGCCAGCUGGACGACAACAGCACCGUCUACAAACCACCCUACAGCUACAGCCCAGUAGAGCCAACGGAGGAUGUCCCCCUGCGCAGCAUGGCCCCCUAUAGCAGCGGCUCGGAGAUGACGAGCUCCGUGGGGAAGCCCAAGAAGAGGCGGGCCAGGCGACCCCGCCGCGCUGACGGUCAGGACUAUGACACCGACUACGCCACGGGGGCGGAGUCUGCGGAGGAGCUGGACGAUAAUGACUUUGACAGUGAGUUCCCUCCCAUCGCCAAUGAGCAGGAGAGGGCAGAAUACAAGCGGGAGUUCGACAGGGACCACCAGGAGUACAAGGCCCUCCAGGCCGAGCUGGAUGAGAUCAACAAGAACCUGGCAGCAGUGGACCGGGAGCUGGACGACCUGCAGGAGGGCAGCCCGCAGUUCCUGGAUGCCAUGGAUGAAUAUGACAGGUUGAGGAACUUAAAGAAGUCUGCAGAUUACCAGAUGAAGAAGAGAAGGUGCAAAUAUCUGAAGGCCAAGUUGUCCCACAUCAAGAAAAGGGUCAGCGAUUUUGACCGUGGAGCCUGAUCCCCACUGGAAAGUGCUUUCACAUCUGAGGAAAAAUUGACAAGGUCACAGCAAGCCAGGAAUGAUUUGUCUUUUAAGAUUGAUAUUUUAAUAAGAGAAA